Lymnaea stagnalis (great pond snail) is the source of this 1419-nucleotide messenger RNA. The record is from the annotation of a GenBank genome assembly. NCBI's taxonomy places the organism in Eukaryota, Metazoa, Mollusca, Gastropoda, Lymnaeidae.
CAAUUAUUCAAUCAAUGGAAGAAGUUAACAUCAGUGAAGGGAACUAUGACAGGGAUUCUCACUUUAAAGAGUCAGAAUUUUUGCCAAAUUUCAAUCAGCCUCCUGCCAGGGGCACCACCGGACACCCAAGGGACGUCAGUCAUUCAAGAGAGCACCAAGGAGGCAGUGUUGAUACACAGUAUUCAACUCUCAGAUCAGAGACCAUUCCUCGGUCACCUGUGACUAGUGAUGAUGACAGGAUGGUGUACCUAGAGGACAUGACACCGUACUCUACAUUGAGGUCAGAACCGCUAGCAAAAUCACCUUAUCGGUAUGACACCAGUGGGAAAGGAAAAUCCCACCGGUCCAAGUCCUCUUAUCAAGAGCAUGAACUCACUCACGAUCUCACACAUGAUUCACAUCAGACCAAGAAAGAUGUUUACAGACACCCUCCUCGGGAGAAUAUCUAUUCAUCAACACAUAGACCCAAAAUCUCAGAACCACAGAGACUGGACAACGAGAUCAUAACAGAUUCAUUUCAUUCGGCUCUUUCCCAGUCCCAGAAAUCAUUAACACCUCACUCAUCAAAGGAGACCCACCCCAAGGCUAAAAAGCAGCAGACUUUUCAUCAAAGGACCGAUUUCUCCCAACAUGAAGAUCACAUCCCGACAUGCCCCACUCGGUCGAGAGACAGACGCUACUUGGAUAACACUAACAGAGACGGACACUACUCGGAUAAAACUAACAGAGACAGACACUACUCGGAUAGCACUAACACCCUGAUACAGCGUGACGAUAUUUUAGUCGAACCAAGCUCUAGCUCAUACCCAGACAGAAUUUCUAAUUUUCAACAUACAGAUCACUAUGACCAACAUCAUUCUGGAUUUUAUUCCAAUCAGUACCAGGGCACAAGUCGCAGAUAUCAGUUCAAAGAUUCAGAUUUAGCUCAUUUGGAUUUCUAUAAAAUUAAGUCCAACGAUAGAACAAGAGAGAAGCCACCGUAUUCCCCUGGUCAUCACCAUGACAACAGCAGAUACACUGUUAAGUUUGAUGACAAUGUAACCACCGACUCGCCUCAGAAUCCACGCCAGUCUCUUGAUUCCCAGUUCUUCAACGGACUAUCCACCCUCCAGUCACACAGCUCUCCACUGUGCACUUCCGAUACCUCCUUUUCAAGGAGAGCCACUAAAGGCAGCACCGACAAUGAAAACAUCUCCCAGAGAGACUUUUUCCAAGGCACGGAAUUUUCUGAAUCUUUGAGCUCAAUAUCUGACACAGAUCAAGCGAAUCCAUCUUUUAACAACAAUGGUCUGUCAAGCAUGGAUGACAAUGCAUUCACUACUGGAAUAGCUGCAUUAGAUGAGAAAAUUGCUAACCUUCAGCAGAAAAUUAACAGAACAAAAUCUAUAUUUUCAUAGCAGUUUUUUUUUUAGAUUUGAU